This is a messenger RNA of Peromyscus leucopus (white-footed mouse), 1139 nucleotides long. RefSeq names its product zinc finger protein 39-like. Lineage: Eukaryota; Metazoa; Chordata; Mammalia; Rodentia; Cricetidae. Bases 486 to 848 code for a protein of 120 amino acids. The transcript is spliced from 5 exons. Gene Ontology annotation, biological process: regulation of DNA-templated transcription. The record is from RefSeq and is a predicted model, not a curated record.
GCAGUUGUUUCUGGGUUUAGCCUCACAAAGCAUGCACUUUUAGAGCUUUGAUGUAUUCCAAAAUGCAGCGAUGUCGCUGGCGACCGGGAUGCCCUAAACUGUCCAAGAACCUAAGACAGUUUCACACGCUCUGAGAUCAGGACAGCCUCCGCGCACUUCCGGUCUGUUUCCGGAGCCGCCAUCUUGCUUCCGGUUUCUGCGGGGGGGUUGGAUCGCAAACACAGUCCUGCGCCAGGCUGUUAUGACAUCUAGAGGUAGUCAGACGCCUGCCUUCUGAUCUAUUGUGGCAGUUCUCCAGUGUAAGAGACUGGUUCCCCUCGGGAGGCUUUUUCGUUGUUUUCUAGCUUUUUCCCUCAGCAAGUAUGUAGCAAUCUUUGCAUGUCGGAAUCCACAAUCAAGGCACAGCAAAUGCCGGUUCACCUCUGUUCGCCUUCUCUUCCAGCUGCGAUUGCAAGGUGCUCCAUGUGCCUUAGAGAGCGAGGAAAAUGAGCACAGUUGUGGGGUUGAUGUCAUUUGAGGAUGUCUCUGUGGACUUCACUUGGGAGGAGUGGCAGGACCUGGAUGAUGCUCAGAGGAAGCUCUACAGGGAUGUGAUGCUGGAGACCUACAGCAGCCUGCUGUCCUUGAAUCAGUGUGAUGCCAAACCUGAGUUGAUCCUGAAGUUGGAGCAGGGAGCUGGGCCAUGGAAGGAAGAAGAUGCCCCAAACCAAAGGCUCCCAGCUAUGGAGAAUGUGAAGAGCCUGAACGAGACCAGUUGGGACAAUCAAAAGAGACAUUUGAACCACAUGGUAAUCACUGACAAUCUUCAGCUGAGAAGAGAAUCAAAUUUGGGAAAAGAUUUAAUAUGAGUUCCAACCAUGUUUUACACCUGGCUAUUAAGAAUAGAAACUCUUCUAAAAUGAGAUCUGAGAUGCUUGAUAUAUGGGAAAAUGUGUAUCUCCCUGGUGAACCCAGUGACAUGCAGCCUAUACAGGAACUUGAUCACCUUACUGCAGCCAAGAUGUCAUGCAGACCUCCUGAGCCUCUUCGUCUGGAUCACAGUGUUGAAAGUGGGCAACGGCACUUUCUGUAUAGUCAACACGAUGAAGCCUUCAAUGGGAACACUGUGUGGACACCUAAGGUAUUUCCUUUGGAGAUAA